AUGAACCCUUCAAUUCCACCAUCGACUGCCGAAUACGGUGGAGAUGAGAUAUCGGCCAUUGUUCUUGACCCAGGAUUUUCAACAACGCGCGCAGGGUUUGCCGGUGAAGAUACGCCGAAAUCAGUGAUCCCGACAUACUAUGGAAAGUACACCUACGAGGCGCAAGAGAAACUUAUCUUUGGCGAUGACAUCUUUGUCACCCCCCGCCCCGGACUGUCAAUUCAUAACCCGAUGGGGAGGGACGGCGUUGUGGAGGACUGGGACAUGGCGGAGAAAGUGUGGGAGUACUCUUUUACGUCGCGCUUGACAGGACCAAAGGCUGGAAAUCCUUUUCAGAACGGCCUGAACGAUGUCCCCAAUGGCGAACUGCCUUCGGAAAUGGAAGGUGUGGAAACCGAGGAGAAGCCUCUUGCGGAUAGCCCCCUCCUCAUGACUGAGUGCGGUUGGAAUCCUACGAAAGCGCGCGAGAAGACCGUUGAAAUCGCCAUGGAAAAGUGGGGGACGCCAGCAUUUUACCUGGCCAGAAAUGGUGUGCUUGCAGCCUUCGCUGCUGGUAAGGCUUCUGCUUUGGUCGUUGACGUUGGCGCCUCGAACAUUUCCGUAACUCCGGUCCACGAUGGGAUGAUACUGAAGCGCGGUGUUCAACACUCUCCCCUGGGGGGCGACUACAUUUCAUCGCAACUCCGCGCCCUGUUCAAGACCAACUCACCACAACCGAUCACUAUCACGCCCCAUUACCUCGUCGCCUCUAAGACAGCCGUCGAUGCUGGACAGCCUGCGCAAGCGAAGUACAAGACAUUCCCAUCUGACAAGGCACCGGAUGCGUCCUACCGCACUCUCAUGGAAGAACGAACAUUGUCUGAGUUCAAGGAGUGUGUUGUGCAGGUGUGGCCCGGACCCAACAAACUCUCCGCUACCGGUCCGAACGGCGUCUCCAACGAGGAGGUUGCGAAGAGUAGCCCCGGAAGACCUUUUGAGUUCCCUGAUGGCUAUAAUCAAGUGUUCGGGAUCGACCGGUACAGGGUGGUUGAGUCAUUGUUUGACGCCAAAGCGGCCAUUCCAGACCCUGAGUCGGUGUUUCCAGCUCCAACGCAGGCGCAGACGGUGUCGGAACUUAUCAAAGCUGCGCUGAAUGGCGUUGAUGUCGAUGUCCGCCCCCACCUCCUGGCAAAUGUCGUCGUCACAGGCGCAUCGAGCUUGCUCUAUGGCUUCACCGAUCGCUUGAACCAGGAGCUUAUGCAGAGUUAUCCUGGACCCAGAGUGAGAAUCUCUGCGUCCGGAAACACGGCGGAGCGGAAGUUUGGUUCGUGGGUUGGAGGCAGCAUCCUUGCCAGUCUGGGGACCUUCCAUCAAAUGUGGAUUUCAAAGAAGGAAUACGAUGAGCAUGGCCCCAAUAUUGUUGAGAAACGCUGCAAGUAA
Molecule: messenger RNA, 1419 nt
Organism: Aspergillus fischeri NRRL 181
Lineage: Eukaryota; Fungi; Ascomycota; Eurotiomycetes; Eurotiales; Aspergillaceae
Product: actin family protein
Exons: 3
Coding region: 1-1419 (472 amino acids)
Biological process (GO): regulation of transcription by RNA polymerase II
Cellular component (GO): NuA4 histone acetyltransferase complex; SWI/SNF complex
Molecular function (GO): chromatin binding
Source: RefSeq, a predicted model, not a curated record